This is a messenger RNA of Caenorhabditis sp. 36 PRJEB53466, 3004 nucleotides long. The record is from the annotation of a GenBank genome assembly. NCBI's taxonomy places the organism in Eukaryota, Metazoa, Nematoda, Chromadorea, Rhabditida, Rhabditidae.
AUGGGCGUCGACAGACUAAGAAACUGGUGGAACGGUGAGAAAACAUCGUCGGGCGGCGAGAACAGCUGGAAAAUUCCGCAAAGUGUCUAUUCUGGAGCGUCCGUAAGGCUAAAAUCGGCCCAGUUAGUGCAAAAACGCAAAUUUCAGGCAGUAGGAAGUUUUUUGAGUUCGGCGGUGAGUUCCGUCGGAAAUCUGGCAAAAUACGCCUACAAUUCUGAAAUUGUAGCUUCUGGAACAUCGGUAAACCUGAAAAUCUGUAAAAUGUUCUCAAAGUUCCAACAUUUUUCAGACAGUGAAGAGUUACGCCGGUUCCGCCGCGAAAAAUCUAUGGAGCAGUGAAAAGCCGCAAAAAACCGAGGUUUCGCGGAAAAGUGAGAAAAAAGCAGAGAAACCGGUAGAAGAACCGGCUGGAGACGGUUAUCGGGGUGCUAUUGUGGCAAUGAGCAGAAAUGCAAGUCGGUACGUGGUGCAGACGGUCGGAAGAUCUUCAAAUAUCGUAAACAUCUUCGACAAAUCCCAAAUCUCCGCACUCGGCAAUCCAAAAUGGUGGAUUCGCUUCGACAGACCGCACAGAAACGUGGAUUUCCAUCACAUUAACGUGAACAAAGCCAUCACGGGCGUCAGAGAUCCGCACAUUCCAAUCUCGGCGACCACAGCAAAAGCAGCAGGGAUUGCCGGAAAAAUGGCCGAAAAGGCCAACGAAAUCGCGCCGAUUUUGACGACAGCCGCACUUGUUUACGAAAUGUUUCGAGUGGGAAAAGAGGUGAAAAAGGACUACGAUCACGGAACGACGCGGAAUACGGUGAAGAGCGUCACGGCGACGAGUGGAGCCUACGCCAGCGGGACUCUCGGCGCUUGCGCUGGUAAGAGACUGAAGAAAAAGAGCCGAAACCCUUCACAGGAGGCGUGGCGUGAGCAAUGAUAAUGCAAAUCCAAUAGAAAGAAAUGUCCGAAAACCUUCUGCGACACUCUCCGAUCAUUGAGUUUAACUAAAAGGCAUGUAUAGCUCAACUCAAGAUGGACAGGUCGCAGAUCACGGUUCGGCAGGGAUAGGCUCACCGUAUUCAAAUGGAUAUCAUCGGUAUAGGCCAACAGAAGUUAAUCUGAACGUGAAAAAUGAUCAUGCUGUGUUGAAGCUCAACGUACCUUUUCAAUCGUUUGUAACCAGUCGAGCGCUAAUUCCUGCUAACUCACCCUUUUCCAACGAUUUUCAGAGUUCAAAAAAGUACCCGAAUACCUUCUGAGACAUCCGGUAUCGCUCAGGAUCACCAAAUGAAAUGCGUGGUGUUCCUGGGAUACGGAUGUCCCAGAUCACGGCGUCGGUUCACGUUACCUCUAAUUCGCGUAGAGCAUCGAGUAUUGUCGAGUCGAAAAAAGAUUCCGAAAACGAUUUGUGGCCGUUCAACCGGCGCGGAACCAGUACGAAACAUUGGUUCGGCGCCCGUGAAUGACCGCAGAUCACGAUUCGGCACUAACUCAACCAUUUCCAAAGGAUCCAUAGCCAUCCGUAGAGUGUUUGAACUUCCUGAAAGCAGACCAGUUAUUCUAGUUACACGCGAUAUAUAAAAUAAAAGAUCUGAACACCUUCCGAGACACAUCCUAUUAUCUGGGAACACCAAAACACUAUUUCGUGUUCCCAGGAUAGGAUGGUCUCAGAUCAUGGCGUCGGCUGGUUCUCGCCACCUUUCGUUCCAGUAUUGUCGAGUCGAAAAACAAAAGAUUCCGAAAACGAUCUCUGGUCAUUUGUACGACGCCAUACCAAUAAGACAGAUUGGCAUGGCGCACGAAAAUGACCAGAGAUCACGAUUCGGCACAAACUCAACCAUUUCGGACUUCGGAAGGAUCCAAGAAAUCCAGCGCCAUCCAUCGAAGUAGAAUUUUCUGAAAACAGACUAGUUAUUCUAGUUACAUGCAAUAAGAAAAUAAAUCAUUGAAAAAAAAGACCCGUAAACCUUCUGAACCCAUUUUUAAAGUCAUAAUCAAAUGAAAUUAUUGAUUCAAUGACCAUAAAUUGGUCGCAGAUCGCGGCUCACUUUUUCGUACAUUUCUGAGUGACCAUUUUAUGAACUCCCUAAUCAAAAUCGAAAAAUUGAAUAGGCAAUCAUAAAACGGUCACAAAGGCUUUUCUGAACAAUAACAAAAAAAUCGGCUCAAAAGUCCCAUCCGAAACGUUUCUAUGCAGUCAAAAUUAAACGUCAGCUUUAUUUUUUUAACGCAUAGAAACGUCUCGGAACACGGCUUCGGCUGCAAACUCACUUUUUCGAUCGAUAAAAACGUCCGAGAGCCUUCUGUGACUUUUUAGUGGCCCUCGACCGAAAUCGCGACAAAAAAAUCGAUCGAUUGGUACAACAAACACUAAAAAGUCACAGAAAACGGUUCGAUGGAGAAACAAAAAUGUCGAAUAGCGAAUAAAAAUAGCGAAUAAAAACAUUGAAGACAUCGGAGAUUUUCCGAGCUUUUAUACGCAGGGGGCGUGGCCUAAAACAUUCGAAAUUCGGCGCCGCGGGUAGAUCAAAAAGGCAGAUCAAAAAAAAUUGCUUCGACUCAAAAAUUCAAAUUUUGCGGGUCUAACACGGCAUUUUUUGCAGGCGCAACCAUCGGAACAUCCGUGAUUCCGGGUCUCGGCACGAUUUUCGGCGGAAUCGUCGGCGGCGUCGUCGGCGCGUAUUACGGAGGCCACGCGAGCCACGUGGCGUCGGAAAUGCUUCUGGAUCACGUCGGAUGGGACACGGUGCGGCUCGAGUGCGUCGGGUGCAAAGAAGAACUCUCAAUUUCUUCCUGGAAGUGGAGACGGCCAGGUCGCCGACAGAUGGAAACCGAGAACUGUAAGUAUACUAUUGCGGAAUACCACUCAAUCAUUUAUAUACCUUUUUUUCCAGCACUCGCGCAAACGCCCGGCUACCUGAUCAUGCUUCUGCCGGAUUCAUCUGUUGUUCUGUCCAAUCAUUUUUUCUCCUCUCUGCUCCUCUACACUCCUUUCAUUCUUCAUUUCCUCUCCCUGUGA